CCCAGGGCACACGCCGCCGCCUGGCGCGAUGGACAACCAGGGGACCCGGCGGCACUGAGCAAGCAGGCACGAAGUCAAGCGAACCUGAGGUUCCCCGCCCAAGAAGCCCAACACAGUUCCCGCGGCCACGAUGAUCCCUCCAAGUGGCGCCCGUGAGGAUAGCGGAGACGGACUGACCGGGGAGGCGACGGGCACAGAGCAGCCUCCCUCUCCUGCGUCCACCAGCAGCCUGGAAUCCAAGCUCCAGAAACUAAAACGGUCACUUUCUUUCAAGACCAAGAGCUUGCGGAGCAAAAGUGCCGACAACUUCUUCCCAAGAAGCAACAGUGAUGUGAAACCGCAAGCAGACCUGCUGGCCAAGGCCAGCCCAGGCCCCAGCCCAAUACCCAUCCCUGGAAGCCCAGCGUCCGUGCCCACCAAGGCUGGCCUGCACCCCGGCAGCAACAGCAAGGUCCACACCUUUCAGGAGCAUGUCUUUAAGAAGCCCACCUUCUGUGAUGUCUGCAACCACAUGAUCGUGGGAACGCAUGCUAAGCACGGACUGCGCUGCGGAGCCUGUAAGAUGAGCGUCCAUCACAAGUGUGCAGAUGGCCUGGCACCCCAGCGGUGCAUGGGCAAGUUGCCAAAGGGAUUUCGGCGUUACUACAGCUCCCCCUUGCUCAUUCAUGAACAGUUUGGAUGCAUAAAAGAAGUUAUGCCUAUUGCUUGUGGUAAUAAAGUGGACCCAGUGUAUGAGGCCCUCCGAUUUGGCACGUCCCUGGCCCAGAGAACGAAGAAGAGCAGCUCAGGCAGCGGCUCUGACUCACCCCCCAGAACCUCGACAUCAGAGCUUGUAGAGGUUCCCGAAGAGGCUGAUGGGCCGGGAGAUGGAUCUGACAUCAGGACACGGAGCAACAGUGUGUUUGCGUAUCCAGAAAACGGGACCGAUGACUUCGGAGAUGAAGUAAAGACCAUAAGCCACCAGGGAUCUAUUUCCAAAGACCCAUUACAGAUGAACACCUACGUUGCCUUGUACAGAUUUAUACCACAGGAGAAUGAAGACUUGGAAAUGAGGCCAGGAGACAUGAUCACUCUCCUAGAAGACUCCAAUGAAGACUGGUGGAAGGGAAAGAUUCAGGACAGGGUUGGUUUCUUUCCAGCCAACUUUGUUCAGAGAGUAGAAGAGCAUGAGAAGAUUUAUAGGUGUGUUCGAACCUUCAUUGGCUGCAAGGAUCAGGGGCAGAUAACACUGAAAGAGAACCAGAUCUGUGUGACCUCUGAGGAAGAACGGGACGGCUUCAUCAGAGUCCUCAGUGGGAAGAAGAGAGGCCUCGUCCCACUGGAUGUACUGGUAGACGUGUGACUGCAGCAGUCCCUCCCAGUGCAGGAGGCCAGCGCUGCUGAUCUCUCUGUGUCCACCCAGGGGAACAGCUGCACUGAUGGGCGCCCAGAAGAUCUGAGACUGUGCUAGCAAUCUGGAAGCAGGCCCACUGCACAGCACAUCAAGGCUGCCUGAGAGCAGCAUCCCAGAGUUGAGGGCAGCUGGGGGCAGGAAGUGGGCUGUAGCUAAGGCUGCCCCAGGACUCGGCUCCCUUCCUGCCCACCUGUUCGAGGCUGGAGUUUGCUCCAGACCAUGGUGUGGUCCUAGUGAGAAGUUUGGAGCUGAGUAGCCAAGUUACUCUGGUUCUGGAUUGCUGGUCCCAGUGCUGGCCAAUCAGCCUCAGCAUGACUCCUGCAGAGAAUCAAGAAGGCCAGACUCCAGCUCCCAACACCCCAGGGCUCACUCACUCCAGCUCCCGCUCAGUUUGUGCCUCGGCUGGCAGGAUUGUUCUUUCUCUUCAGUCCUUCCAGCGCAACCAGCGUGGUACCAAGUGCAAAGAUGCAACUUACCUACAGAUUGGGAACAAGAGCAUCCUUUCUAUUUCAGUGACUCAGAAGUGACAGGGCAAGGUCCAAGGCACAGAAUCAAGGAGCCUCAGGAAGUGGGAGUGGGGACAAGGAAGGAGCCCUUAUGUAUUGGGAUCCUACAGCCCUUUUAGUUGGGGUGUUUUUUCCCUCAAAGCAGGAGAGGCUGGGAAUGGGGAGCAGGGAAGAGUCUCCAUUUUCAUUUCAUACCCUCUUUAUCAGGAGCAGCACGUCUUCCUGUGUGCAGCCUGUGGAGGAUGAGCCCACUGUGCAGGGAUCCAGGGACAGGGGAGCACCACCGAGAAAAACAUCUUAGAAUAAACGAAUCCAACUUAGAAUCCAUUCUUCUCUAGAGCGACGUUUUCAGCUCCAGCAGGUGUGAAGUGGAAAGACCCGUAAAGCUCCGCCUCUGUGCACACAGAAGCUGGGGCUGGGGCGUAGCUCACACCGCCUGGGGACACUGCUCUCCACCAGUACCGAUGUUUACAAGAACAUACAUACCACACUGCGAUGCCUUCCU
Molecule: messenger RNA, 2404 nt
Organism: Apodemus sylvaticus (European woodmouse)
Lineage: Eukaryota; Metazoa; Chordata; Mammalia; Rodentia; Muridae
Gene: Stac
Product: SH3 and cysteine rich domain
Exons: 11
Coding region: 131-1342 (403 amino acids)
Biological process (GO): positive regulation of voltage-gated calcium channel activity; skeletal muscle contraction; positive regulation of protein localization to plasma membrane
Cellular component (GO): extrinsic component of cytoplasmic side of plasma membrane
Molecular function (GO): transmembrane transporter binding
Source: RefSeq, a predicted model, not a curated record